AUGCCUCUCUCCAAGUCACUGCCUGAUGGAACAUCGCCAAUUCACUUCAUGUCUAGUGACAUGAGAAAGUAUGUGAGAGGAACCCGGGGUGGGUUUAACUUGAAGCCCUGUUGGAUCGCUAUCCUGCUCAAAGUCGUGAUGGAUCCUGUUUCCGCCGCUGGCCUUGCCUCCAGCAUCAUUACUUCCAUCGACUUCUCCACGAAACUCGUCAAGGGCUCGUACGAUCUGUACAAGGCAGGAGGCAAUGAGCAGCAUGUAAUCUCGAGACGGCAAGCCUGGGUCAAGUUGCGAGAGCUCGCUGGCCAGUGUGAAGGUUUAGCCGCCGAGCUGAGCAUGCUGUUGGACGACUUCAAGCUCAAGUUCGGAGUCGAAAGCAAAAGCAUGUGCAAGGAGAAGAAAAUUGCAAAUAUGGAGCAAAAGCUCAACUCUCUCCGAGGCCAAGUUUUGCUUAUGGUACUCAGUGAGGGACAAGCUUCACUGAAAGCGCACGCAGCAGAAGUUCAAACCGAAGGCGUGCGUCUAUCCGUAGCCAAGAGAGAAGCCCCUGCCAAGGCCCAGGACGAGACGAAUCAAAUCUGCAAAAGGAAUCAGGACGAAGUCGCAGCUCAAGAGUAUGGCCAAAAUCAUAAAUUUAGAGAGCCGAUGGAAGAAAUACGCACCACCAUUGCAGGUUUCCAGCUGAGAGUUGAGGAAGCCCUCCGCGAGAGGACAUCAGCCCAGAAUUCGAUACUGAGGAGACUUUGCUUCAGUAACUGGAAGAGCUGCAAGGAUGCUAGUGAAACGAGCAGCAACAGUGAAGACCUCGGAGAGCUUGUACAAAAUUUAAAUCAUCCAGCAGUUUCUGAAUACGAAAGGAGCGCUCGUCAGGAGCGAGAUGAGCGCCGGCCCCAAACAAGCAAGGCAGUUGUCAGCUGGAUCAUAUCAGCUGAGAACCUACAAUGA
This is a messenger RNA of Pyricularia oryzae 70-15, 942 nucleotides long. RefSeq lists its product as uncharacterized. The transcript has 6 exons. The record is from RefSeq and is a predicted model, not a curated record. The coding region runs from base 1 to 942 and encodes 313 amino acids. NCBI's taxonomy places the organism in Eukaryota, Fungi, Ascomycota, Sordariomycetes, Magnaporthales, Pyriculariaceae.